Neoarius graeffei (lesser salmon catfish) is the source of this 3927-nucleotide messenger RNA. It is a transcript of the gene srek1, whose product is annotated as splicing regulatory glutamine/lysine-rich protein 1. The transcript has 12 exons. Gene Ontology annotation, cellular component: nucleoplasm. NCBI's taxonomy places the organism in Eukaryota, Metazoa, Chordata, Actinopteri, Siluriformes, Ariidae. Bases 1138 to 2460 code for a protein of 440 amino acids. The record is from RefSeq and is a predicted model, not a curated record. Gene Ontology annotation, molecular function: RNA binding.
UACAAGGACCCGAGUAGUGUUGGUGUGGCCCAGCAUUUAACCAACACUGUGUUUAUUGACCGAGCUCUUAUUGUUGUGCCAUGCGCCGAAGAUGACUAGAGUGGCCCAGGCGUUACAGUACUACACUAGCCUGACUCAAGGCUUUGUUUUCCAAGCCACUAAACCCGCUGGGGCCCACGCUGCCUUCAAGGGGGGAUUGUGACCAGGAGCGUAGCUGCUGAACCUUCCAAGAUGGACACCUUGUCUCUUUUUUUUUUUUUUUUUCUUUUCUUUCCCCUGUUUCUUUUCCUUUUGUCUCUUUUUUUUUUUUUUUUCCUCUGACAUUGUGUCUUGUUUGCCUCUUAGAAGAGGCUAUUGCAUAAUUCAUUGUUUUCUUUUUGGUUUUGUUUCUUUUUUUUUUUUUCCUUCUGUCCCCAAGUCCCCACCAUUCCUCCUCUUCCCUAUGCAGUUGUCCACUUUUGCGUGUCUCUCAAAGCUGUCCAGGUUGGCAUCCAGUAAUGAAGGGGAAUUUCAACGGUACACAGGCAGCCGUGGCUGGCGAUUAAUUCUGAUCUCUGUUUAAUCUCUCUCUCUCUCUCUCUCUCUCUCUCUCUCUCUAUCGGUAUUGCCAUGCUUUCACUUUGUCUUAAGGAUCCUGUAUGAUAACCACAAAUACUCUUUCAGCUUACCGUUAUGACUGAGCACUUAUAUUAACUUGAAUUAACCUUUACUUAAGGAUUAAGGAAGUUACUGUACAUAUUAUCGGCUAGUUGAUUAAAAGGAAUCUAGCUACCUAUUUAUUUAUUUACUUACUUAUUGGAUGAAUCAAUUUCGAUUCUAAUCUACCCAUACGCUUUUCUUACCCAACACGAUCAAGUAUUAGACAGUCUUUCACUCAACGCAUGCAAGAAUUAAUUAAAAAAAAAAAAACUUUUUUUCCCCCACGAGUUACACUUUCUUUUGGGGGGAGGAAUGGGAAAUUUUUUUAAGUUUUUUUUUUUUUUUGAAAGACACUUAAAAUGUUCUUCUCUUCUGUAUCUGAUGUUCUGUGUGCUAUUAGUGAUGCAGCCAACAUGAACGGUUGUCUUGUGUUGCACACCCUUUCCAACACUGCGACACGAUUGCCCCAAGGAGAAAAGCGCCCAUGCUUGAUAUCGUAUGGUUCAUGCCCAUUAUGUUUCCAGUACAGGAAAGAUCCCAGAGGAAGCCAAGGCUCUGUCCCUUCUGGCACCUGCAGCCCCAGUGCCCAGUUUGAUGCCCGGUGGAGGACUGCUGCCCAUCCCGAGUCCUGCCCCACUGCAGAAUCAGCUGGGUUUGCCGCUGGCAGCCCGGGGCCCGCUGCACCUUGGGCUUGACUCCUCGCUGAGCUCCAUCUCUUCUCAACCCCCCAUCAUGGGCAACGUGGACCCCUCCAAAAUCGACGAGAUCCGCAGGACGGUGUAUGUUGGCAAUCUCAAUUCUCAGACCACCACGGCAGAGCAGCUGCUGGAGUUCUUCAAGCAGGUCGGCGAGGUGAAGUUCGUGCGCAUGGCGGGAGACGAGACUCAGCCGACUCGCUUUGCCUUCGUGGAGUUCGCCAACCAGGAAUGCGUGGCCCGAGCGCUCGCCUUUAACGGAGUCAUGUUUGGAGACAGACCUUUAAAGAUCAACCAUUCCAACAACGCCAUCGUGAAGCCUCCGGAGCUGACUCCUCAGGCGGCUGCUAAAGAACUGGAGGAUGUGAUGAAGCGUGUGAGAGAGGCUCAGUCCACCAUCGCGGCAGCCAUCGAGCCAGGUUCUUCUUUAUCACAGGCUUUACAGUUUGUACACCUAGAAACAGAGGGCAAAAAGCGCUCGUCUAGCAGAUCCAGGAGAUCUAGAAGAUCCCAUUCUCGAUCUCGUUCUCGCUCUCGUUCUCGUUCACAGCGGAGACGCUCCCGAUCCAGACACAGGGGCCAGCCAUCGCAGAGGUCAUGGCGGAGGAUGAACGACUCGCACAAGAGACGCUCCAGAGACAGGAGAUACAGUCGCUCACGUUCCAGAGAAAGACUGGGAGAUGGGAAGAUGAGGAGGGGGGGUGAUGCUAACAACAGGAGGAGGGACAAAAGGGGAAGAAUGCCUUUUAAAGGUUACAGAAGAUCCUCGAGAUCCCCCAGCAGCAGCAGGGGACACAGAAGGAGGAGCAGAUCACGGUCCAGAUCGGUAAGGAAGAAAGCAAGGUCUCCAUCACCAAGGAGUUCCCUCAGAGGAAAGAAAGACCGGAGGAGAGAACACGGGCGGGACGGCAGCAGGGAGUGGAGGGAGAGAUCAACAUCCAGGAGGAGGAGCAGGGACUCAGACAGGCAGGAGAGCAAAGCAAAGUCCAAACAGAUGGAGAGCGGGUACAAGCAGAAGGAACACGACUACGAGAGCGAUGGUGAGGACAUGGGCUCGGGUGCCAGCGAAGACUUUUCUCCUCACGGCCAUCACAACGGCGAGUACGGCAUCGUGCACGCAGACUAGUGCGAGGAGUUCUCCACAGCUGAGUGAACUGGAUCAAACCUUAAUAACUGAGCUACAGAGAGCUGACACCUUUCUUGUAAGGGUUCACAUACUUGAAAUGUUCAUGUUCCUCUUUGUACAGUAUUCUCUCUCUUCCCCUCCCCCCAUUAUGUUAGAUUCUUAGAACUGUUUUUUUUUUUUUUUUUUUGUGUACUAAUUAUAUCCGAGCUAUAUUGAAAUAUACUGUAUGCUUGUGUAUAGCUCGAGAUUUCUUUUCUUCUGUCGGUCAUUUUUAGAUAUGAAGCACCUCAUGGACCUGAAUUAUUAUUAUUAUUAUUAUUAUUAUUAUUACUCCUCUUCAUGAUAUCUAUUGUUCUGACUUUUUACAAGAAGCCGGGGAUAAUUUCUUUUUCAUGUUCAUUUGUGUAGUUAUGCAAAUGCCCUCAGUUAUUAAGAGUAUAACCUUAGUAAUUACAUUUAAAUUUAAAAGAAAUACUUGGGGGGGACGACACCUAGUAUGUAAAAAGUGCCUGGAAAAAAGUUGCACAUAUGUAAAAAUGAUAACCAUACAUAUACAGUAGCUUGUGCAUUUAUCAACGUAUAACUCGUUAACAAGGCUGGUAGUCAGUGCUUUUUAGAUGUGUUUUUUUUUUUUUUUUGCCACAGUAUUUUGCAUAAACUAGUAAUGAUACAGUAUACAGUACUUUUACUGUACAGUGAUUUAUUAAAUCCGUCCAUCUGAAUUUCAGUUUUUUUCCCUCCCCUGUCAUGUUUUAUGUGCAAGUCUUUACAUUUGAAGUAAUAAUUGAUGUCUACUGUUUAAAACAAAAAAAAAACCUGAUGAGUUAUACGUUGUCUGAUACAAGUUGGGGAACAUUACAAAGGUUCUGAAAAUUAUUUUUUUAUAUCAGUUGUUUAGUCUAAGAUGUAGUUUGGUCAUUAUAUAUAGUGUGUAUAGUUGAGGGCAGAUGUUUGCACACCAUUGUGUGGUGAUUUAAAUAAAAAUAAGUAUCUUAAAACAUUUCCAUCAAGAAGGUUUGUAGUGUAUGCUGUGACAUUAAUGGGGGUGUCGUCGAAGCUUGCUUUUCUCCCCCCCUUCGUGUCAUAACUGUUCUCUUCAUUGUCAUCUAAUCGAUUCUGGAGUCACUGGAAGUUUCUUUUUAAACUGUCUUGGUUCGUUGUUUAAUUGCAGGAUGUGCCCACAUUUCAUAUUUACCUGCCUAGAAUUUUAUUUUGUUGUUGAACUGUUAAAAAAAAAAAAAAAAAAAGAAAUAAAUUUUACAUUUUCUCGACAUAGGAGGUGCAAACUUUUGCACUCCGCUGUAUGACUAUUGAAACUAACAUGUAAAACACGACCUCAAGAGAAAGUGAUGGUUCUUGACCUAUAUUCUUUUGUGCAUUGUGGUUUCUGUGGAUACAUUUUACCUAUUUUUGGAAAUGAACAUGUGUACAUUUAAAAUGAAUAAAUAUUCCCUAAAACAUAUUAAA